CUGAUGACCUUUGAUUUGCCUUCCUGAUCCAGCGGACACUCCAAUCUAAACCUAAUUUCCCCUCUCAUCUCCGCACCCAUGCUGGACUGAUGCAGCCUGAAGCCGGUCAUGUCCAUCUUGAACGAUCCCUCGCUGGUGCGGCCUCAGUGUCAUGGCAAGGCCAAACCUCGCUCCCUCAAGGGCGUCGCGCGAGAUGCCUCGGUCAUAUCCCGCCGCUCCGUCCUCAAGUCCAUCUCCAUCCCGUCCUUUUCGUCCGUCCUCAGAACCUCGUUGACAUGGGCGGGAGACGCGUGGAGUGCCUACGGGGAUGGGUUGUCCCAGAAACAACGCAAACUGCUUGCUGAGGCGGAGGAUCGCAAGCAGGUCUUGUAUCUUAAGAAGCAGAAUGCUGUGACGUAUGAUGAAUGGAGAGAAGCUGCAAGUGAACUGGAUGCAUUGGAGAACAACACUGUCUGGAAACAAACGUUUGACUGCCCUGACUAUGACCCCGAUCUCGUACAGGAGCGCCUCAAACAGCUUGAAGAUGCCCGGAUCAGCUGUGAUAUUAGUCGCAUGUUGUUCUUGAUUCGUACCUCCCUGAGUCGUCAUUUGGGCAACAUGAGCAACGCAGCUCUCUACAAACAUUCCCAUCUCGGGACAAAAGACCUCGUCGACCGAUAUAUCACCACCGCUUUGGACACAAUAUCUUCCUUGGUGGAGUCGUCCGGUAAAGACCGCUGCGAUGGGCUUGAGUCCAAGUAUAUUCUUGAUCAACUGCUGGCAGCAAGACAAGCCUUUGGGCGCAGCGCUCUGCUGUUUUCCGGGGGAGCAACAUUUGGCAUGAAUCACAUUGGUGUGCUCAAGGCUCUUUAUGAAGCCAACCUUCUCCCACGUAUCAUUUCAGGCGCGUCUGCGGGAAGUAUUGUGUGUGCUGUUUUCUGUACACGCACAGAGGACGAGCUACCAGCACUGCUGGAUACAUACGCAUAUGGAGACUUUGAUGUUUUCGGUGAUGAGAGUAAAGCGGAUGGUUUUUUCCGCAAGAUGACGCGGCUCAUGACGUCUGGAUCGUUUUUAGACAUCACUCACCUCGCCAACGUUAUGAGGUGCUGGUUGGGCGAUAUGACCUUCCAGGAGGCAUACAAUCGCACGCGAAGGAUACUCAACGUCUGUGUUUCCAGCGUGGGAAUCUAUGAACUGCCCAAGCUAUUGAACUACAUCACCGCGCCAAAUGUAUUGAUCUGGUCUGCUGUGGCCGUCUCAUGCUCCGUCCCGUUUGUGUUCGAGCCUUUUACCCUCAUGACUAAAGAUCCCCUGACAGGGGAGCCGGUGCCAUGGUGUGACUAUGAGGAUCAAUACAUUGACGGUUCUGUUGACGGUGAUCUACCUAUGAAUCGUCUGUCGGAGAUGUUCAACGUCAAUCACUUCAUUGUGUCGCAGGUCAAUCCCCAUGUUGUUCCUUUUCUCCCCAAAGACGAUGGACCAGACCGGCGUGUUCAGGCCUCGUUCACCGCCCCUCGUUGGCUUCUAGCUAUGACCCAUCUUGCCAAGGAUGAGCUCUUGCAUCGCAUGACGGUCAUGUCGGAGCUGGGAAUCUUCCCGACGCAUUUUACUAAAACUGUGUCCAUUGUAAACCAAAGAUAUUUUGGAGACAUCAACAUAUACCCGGAAAUCCAGUUAUCCCAGGUGCCUGUGAUGUUGAAGAACCCCACGACAGAGUUCAUGUUGAACGCAUGCCUUAGCGGGGAACGUGCCACCUGGCCCAAGCUUGGACGUAUUCGCAACCACUGCGCCAUCGAACUGGCCUUGGACUCAGCCAUUCAGGAAAUGCGGGCACGGGUUGCCUUUCAUCCGAGUCGCAUUAAUGUGAAAUUGGACAGCAUGGUCGACCAUUCUCUCGAGUCUCUUGACAGCAGUGGAGGACGAGGACGCUUGCUGAACCGCAGAAGCUCUUAUAAUCAUGAACUCGAAAAGACAAAGCACAUGAGGCAUAUUCCGAGCCGGCAGACAAGGCCAUAUCUGCAACGGUCUCGCAGCGUGUUACUAUCCGAACAGUCCCGCAGCAUAGACUCUGUGACGGCUUUGAAACUGGACCAAGGUAUCGACCAACGUACUAAAGGCCAUCAGAACUCAUCUUUGAACACCGGUGACGGAUCGUAUGCUACUGGAUCUGACAGUGAUGAGGAGAGCGGAGCAUCGCCAUCGCCCCUUGGAAAUUAUGGGUCGCUUAGGUCCCAUGUGUCCUGGGAGCCAUCGUCUGAAGAUCACCCCUUCGCCUGGUCAAGCCUGGACGGUAGCGCGAACUCAUCUCAAUCAUUCGCAUCCGCCCACUCGCGAGGGUCAUCGCACCGGGCAUCUGCCUUGUCUCCGCAGACCUCGCAUGCGGUGCGUACCAUGCCGGAGAAGUCGUUAUCACCUCCACGCCACCAUCUUCGGAUGACGCCCUCCGCCUAUGUCAGAUCUCCCAAUUCUGGCCGUUUUCUUAACUGA
Messenger RNA from Aspergillus sclerotioniger CBS 115572, 2469 nucleotides. RefSeq names its product putative Patatin family phospholipase. Gene Ontology annotation, molecular function: triacylglycerol lipase activity. The coding region runs from base 109 to 2469 and encodes 786 amino acids. The record is from RefSeq and is a predicted model, not a curated record. NCBI's taxonomy places the organism in Eukaryota, Fungi, Ascomycota, Eurotiomycetes, Eurotiales, Aspergillaceae. The transcript is spliced from 3 exons. Gene Ontology annotation, biological process: lipid metabolic process.